UGCUAUUUCAAAAAACUGAAGCAGCACCAAAGAGGAAGAGAAAUGUGAAACCAGGACAUGUGCAGUACAGGUGCACAUUAAUAAGUUUCUUGAACACAAUUAAAGAUAACAAGAAGAAUCUCAGUGCAAGAACAUUAGAUUUGCUCAGGCAGUCACCAUUUGGAAAUAUUGUCGAUGCAUUCCAUGGUGGCUACAUAGAGGAGAAGUCAGCCAAGAAAUCUGAUGAUUUCAUUACACUCCUCCUGCAGGCCUACGACCAUGAAACUGACCUCUUCUUCUUUGGAAAGAAGAAAUUCAGGAUCUCGACAAGAGAUAUUUCAAAGAUCCUAGGAAUGCCAGAAAAAGGUGACUUGGUCCCAAAGACUUCUGAGGGUGCAUAUCAGUCCGACUUUGUCCAGCAGUUUUUUUCAAACACAGCGAGAAUUAACAAGAAAGCCGUGGAGAAAGCUCUGCAAGAUGCGCUGAAAGACAAUCCAACAACAGAGGAUGGGAUUGAGAAGAAGGACAAAAAUGUGGCAAGAUUAAUCUUGCUGGACUUGUCCAUCAAGUUUCUGUUCCCAAACGCAGGAGGAACAAUUUCAUGGGACUACGUCAAAGCCUGCGAAAAUUUGGAUAAGAUCGGAUCUUAUGACUGGGCAAGGGAAGUUGGAAGCUUCUUAAAAAAGUCUAUAAAGACUUUGAAAAAGAAAAAGGAGUCAAGCAGCCCAUAUGGUAAUACGGGGGGCUGCGUUCUGAUAAUACUGUACUGGUUCUGUCAAAAGACUGGAAAAAUCAACCCAAUAUCUGGAAGGGAGAACGAAGAUCAUGGGAUGAGAAAAUGGGACAUCCAGAAGCUGAUACAGAAUUGGACAAGUUUUAACAGCUUGAAAAAACUAGAGAAAAUCUUUGAAAACCUGAAGGAGGAUAGAGAGGAAUCAGAAUCCGAGGAAGAGGAGAAUAGAUCAGAUGAAGCAAAGACAGUUCCGGAAAGAGAGGAAAAAGGAACUGAUGAUCAGAAUUGUGAAAACAAAGAAGAUAACCUACAAGUUGAGGUGGCUGAACAGGAAACAACUUCAGAAAAAAAACAAGUGGGAGAAAGAGCUUCAGAAAAAGGAGGAGGAGAUAAGAUAUAUCACUGUGGAGAAAGAUAAUUUGAAGACAAAACUGAACGAAAAGGAACAGGAACUAAGGAAAAUCACGGAGGA
Molecule: messenger RNA, 1184 nt
Organism: Rosa rugosa (rugosa rose)
Lineage: Eukaryota; Viridiplantae; Streptophyta; Magnoliopsida; Rosales; Rosaceae
Exons: 3
Coding region: 333-1130 (265 amino acids)
Source: RefSeq, a predicted model, not a curated record